Molecule: messenger RNA, 2708 nt
Organism: Erinaceus europaeus (western European hedgehog)
Lineage: Eukaryota; Metazoa; Chordata; Mammalia; Eulipotyphla; Erinaceidae
Gene: ITGB2
Product: integrin subunit beta 2
Exons: 15
Coding region: 16-2475 (819 amino acids)
Biological process (GO): cell adhesion mediated by integrin; cell migration; integrin-mediated signaling pathway
Cellular component (GO): focal adhesion; cell surface; integrin complex
Molecular function (GO): amyloid-beta binding; integrin binding
Source: RefSeq, a predicted model, not a curated record
GGUGUGUGUGUGAGCAUGUGUGUACACCUGUGUGUGCACCUGUCUCUGGCCAGGCAGGCCCCCCUGAAGCCACAGCCUCAUUUUCCACCAGCCCCUCCUUGGGGACAGUGUGAAACCCCCCCAGGGCACAGGCCUUGGGGUCACCCAGCCUGCUCCCUACAGGCCACCCUGCACCCCUACCUCCUGCUGCGCCUCCUACUGACUCUGCUCUCCCUGCGGCCCGUCCUCCCCCAGGAGUGCACCAAGUACAAAGUGAGCACCUGCAGAGACUGUGUGGAGUCAGGGCCAGGCUGUGCCUGGUGUCAGCAGCUGAACUUCACGGGGCGCGGGGAGCCCGACUCAGUGCGCUGCGACUCGCGGGUUCAGCUGCUGCUCAAAGGCUGCCCUGCUGACGACAUCGUGGACCCCAGGAGCCAGGCUGACAGCCGCCGGGACCCAGGAGGCCGGGAACAGCUGUCCCCCCGGCAUGUGACUCUGUCCCUGCGGCCGGGCCAGGCGGCCGUCUUCAACGUGACAUUCCGGCGGGCCAAGGGCUACCCCAUCGACCUGUACUAUCUCAUGGACCUGUCCUACUCCAUGCUGGACGACCUCAGGAACGUGCAGAAGCUGGGCGGGGACCUGCUGCGGGCACUCAACGGCAUCACAGAGUCGGGGCGCGUGGGCUUUGGGUCCUUUGUGGACAAAACGGUGCUCCCGUUUGUGAACACACACCCCGAGAAGCUGCGGAACCCGUGCCCCAAGCGGGAGGAGCGCUGCCAGCCGCCCUUCUCCUUCCGCCACGUGCUCAGCCUCACCAGCAACUCGGAGCAGUUCCGCACAGAGGUGGGCAAGCAGAGCAUCUCAGGCAACCUGGACGCACCCGAGGGCGGGCUGGACGCCAUCAUGCAGGUGGCCGCCUGCCCGGACGAGAUUGGCUGGCGCAACGUCACGCGGCUGCUGGUCUUUGCCACGGACGAUGGCUUCCACUUUGCGGGAGACGGGAAACUGGGCGCCAUCCUCACGCCCAACGACGGGCACUGUCACCUGGAGGGCGGCGUGUACAAACGGAGCAAUGAGUUUGACUACCCCUCGGUGGGCCAGCUGGCGCACAAGCUGGCCGAAAGCAACAUCCAGCCCAUCUUCGCCGUGACCAAGAAGAUGGUGAAGACCUACGAGAAACUCACGGAGAUCAUCCCCAAGUCGGAGGUGGGCGAGCUGUCUGAGGACUCCAGCAACGUGGUCCAGCUCAUCAAGAACGCCUACAACAAGCUCUCCUCCAGGGUCUUCCUGGACCACAGCGGUCUCCCCAGCACCCUGAAGGUCUCCUACGACUCCUUCUGCAGCAAGGGGGAGCCCAAGCUGGACCAGCCCCGCGGCGACUGUGACGGCGUCCAGAUCAACGUCCCGGUCACGUUCCAGGUGAAGGUGACGGCCAGCGAGUGUGUCCAGGAGCAGUCCUUCACCAUCCGGGCGCUGGGCUUCACGGACACGGUGACGGUGCGGGUGUCGCCUCUGUGCGAGUGCCAGUGUGGCCGGGAGCAGCGGGGCCAGGGCCUGUGCAGCGGCAAGGGCGCCAUGGAGUGCGGUGUCUGCAGGUGCGACGCGGGCUACAUCGGCAAGGCGUGCGAGUGCGGGACGCAGGGCCGCAGCAGCCAGGACCUGGAGGGCAGCUGCCGCCGCGACAACAACUCGGUGGUGUGCUCGGGGCUGGGCGACUGCGUGUGCGGACAGUGCGUGUGCCACGCCAGCGACGUGCCCAGCCGCCAGAUCUACGGCCGCUACUGCGAGUGCGACAACUUCAACUGCGAGCGCUUCGACGGCCGCGUCUGCGGGGGCGAGGAGCGCGGGCUGUGCUACUGCGGCCAGUGCAAGUGCCGGCCGGGGUUCGAGGGCUCGGCCUGCCAGUGCGCCACGUCCACGGCCGGCUGCCUGACGCGCCAGGGCUCCGAGUGCAGCGGGCGCGGCCGGUGUCGCUGCAGCGCCUGCCAGUGUGAGCGCGGCUACCAGCCGCCGCUGUGCGAGGACUGUCCGGGCUGCCCGUCGCCCUGCGGCCCCUACGCCCUCUGUGCCGAGUGCCUCCGCUUCCAGAAGGGUCCCUUCGCCCAGAACUGCUCUCAGGCGUGCGGGGGGCUGCAGCUGCAGCUCAGUGCUCGGACCCAGGGCCGCAGGUGCAAGGAGCAGGACUCAGAGGGAUGCUGGAUGACAUACUGGCUACAACAGCGCAAUGGCUGGGACCGCUACUCCCUGCACGUGGACGGAGACAGGGAGUGCGUGGAGGGCCCCAACGUGGGCGCCAUCGUGGGGGGCACCGUGGCGGGCGUGGUCCUCAUCGGGGUCCUGUUGCUGGCCACCUGGAAGGCGCUCACGCACCUGAGUGACCUGCGGGAGUACCGGCGGUUUGAGAAGGAGAAGCUGAGGUCUCAGUGGAACAACGACAAUCCCCUCUUCAAGAGCGCCACCACGACCGUCAUGAACCCCAAGUUUGCUGAGGGCUAGGCUGCGGGAGGCCCCGAGUCACAGCCCACGGGGAGCGCCCCAGACCCGGCUCCAGACACCCGCCCACUCCCCACAGCGACGGGCCACGGCGGACUGUGCCCCACCACGUGGCCGCUGUUCUGUUCCCAGGACCACGGUGCCCACUGCUGCGUCCCUCCCGAUGGCCUAGAGCUGUGGCCGGUCCCCAAAUGUCCACAAAGAGAAUAAACGGCUCUGCGGGUCCACCCACUGUG